This is a messenger RNA of Durusdinium trenchii, 1419 nucleotides long. The record is from the annotation of a GenBank genome assembly. Lineage: Eukaryota; Dinophyceae; Suessiales; Symbiodiniaceae.
AUGCCACAGAGAAAUAGAGACAACAUUAAGCCUGAACAAACAGACGUCAUCCACCGUUUUGCCAAAAGGCUUGGUCACUCCUUCCGAGCUGUGCCACAUUGCCAGGAUCAGCUGCGCCGAAAUGAGGCUUUGGCGGUCUUGUACCUUUAUGCCGCAUCAACAGCAGGACAUCCGGGUGCUUUGAUGGCAAUGGGAUAUAGACACCUCCACGGCUACGGUGUUCCACAGGCUUGCAGUACAGCAGCCUUGAACUACAUCGAUGUGGCCAAGGGCGUGGCUUCCAUCUACAGUUCAGGGAUGCCACAGGCGGUAGAGCUUGUUCGACUGAACCUGCCGCAUAAGGAUAGAAAGGUUCUCAGCUCAUCGGAGUUGAACCUCUUUGUGCAGAUUGCCACCAGCGGCGACAGUACGGUCGCAGCAGCGAUUGGUAAACGGUAUCUCUUGGGCAUCGAAGGUUUUAAGCAGGACUUCCAGAAGGCACCGGAUGCCAAGCAGGAUGCAAAGGGCAGCAAAGCAUGGCAAUGGCACGAAAUGAAGAUGAGCAUAGAGAUCGUAGGCCUUGGGACGCCGGUGAACUUGGAUACGGCCUAUGCCUACUUUGCGACGGCGGCGUCACACAAUGACCCGUUAGGUCACAAUGGCCUUGGCUAUAUCUACUUCCGAGGGACCAAUGCUCAGGGACGGAAUUUGAAGCUGGCCUUCAGCCACUUCAACGAGUCGGCCUACGGCGGUUCGUCCGAUGGAAUGUUCAAUCUGGCGAGCAUGUACCUCACUGGUACGGCUGUCCAGGAGUCAUUCCAAAUGGCUGUGCUUUACUAUGCUCAGGCGCUAGAUCGGGGGCACACCCCGGCUGCUUACUCUUUGGCUGUGAUGCAUCUCAACGGCAUCGGGACAGUACGAGACUGUGACAUCGCUGUCAACCUCUUAAAGAAGGUGUGCGAGCGAGGAGAAUGGGUCUCCAGCAAACUGGUUAGUGCCUAUGACUUCGGCGACAAACAUCCGAACAAAGCGGCGUUGAUGUUUUUGAAGCUCGCGGAAGCUGGGCACGAGGUCUCGCAGAUGAAUGUGGCCUAUCUAUUUGACAGUGGGCAUGCCAACUUGUUCUCACCUGAAGAAGGCUGGGGCAAGUCAGCCAGCUUUACAGAGACGGCAUCGCCUGAUGGAGAUAAGCACGAUCAAGGUGAAGAUUGGCUUGAUUUCCCUUUACCGCCGUCUUACAACAUAGAGCUUCGACCUCAACCCGUUGACUAUGAGGCAGCUUUGGCGAGAUAUCGCAAAACUGCUGACUUAACCGUCACGGGCGAAUGGAUGCAAUCCUUUGUGGCGAGAGCUUCCUUCAAUCUGGGCUUCAUGCAUCAGUUCGGCAUCGGCAUUGCACAGGACAUCAUUCUUCCGACAAAAUAUGCCAUGAAGCAGUAA